AUCCACCACUCCCUCCAGACUCGACUCCCGUCCCCCUCACGACACAGCUCCUCACGGCCACACGCUCCAGCCGCCGCGACCCCACCUCCACGCUCAUCCAAAACGCACACACUGCACCGCCCCACAGCCUUCGCGCACCCACCCACUCUCCUUUCACGAUGAAGUUCUCCCUUGGUCUCGCGGCUAUUGCCCUCGCCGCGCAGGGCGUGCUCGCCAACAUUGCCAUCACGAACCCCGUCGCCUCGUCGACGCCGUCGGGCGGCCGCAACCUCAACAUCCAGUGGCGCGACGACAGCACGCAGCCGCGCGUCGCGGACUGGGGAGGCAUCAACAUCUUCCUUGCCGCCGGCUCGCAGAACACGCAGUACAAGCUGCAGACCAUCGCCACGAACCUGGCCGUGACGGAGACGAGUGAGACGUUCCGCAUUGACCCCACCGUCGGCCCCAACGGCCCGUACUACUUCAUCCGCAUGGAGUCCGUCCGGCUCGACUCGAAGAACAUCCCGUACAUGUCCUUCUCUGCCCGCUUCCCGCUCGACAAGAUGACGGGCAACUUCAACGCCACGAUCCUCGCCGCCGCGCAGGGCCGCGAGGGCUCGGCCUCGACGACGGCCGCCUCGAGCGGCGCCUCGUCCAGCUCGGGCACCAGCAUGGUGCGCUCGUCGACGACGAGCAGCUCGCUGCGCACCACCUCGACGCCCGCUCUCAACUCGACCGGCACGUCGGGCGCCAGCAUGAACGCCCCGGCCCUCGUGCCCAUCGCCCUGCUCGCCGCCGCUGCCGCGCUUCUCUAACCGGAUCAUCACCACCCACACACUGACCACAUGACCACGCGCGAGGCGAUCAUCCUGGCGAUGACGCACGCCGCGCCCCCUUAUUCUGUUUCACACCCACACUCCGUUCGCAGCCGCUAGACGCCAAUCACAGC
Tilletiopsis washingtonensis is the source of this 928-nucleotide messenger RNA. RefSeq lists its product as hypothetical. NCBI's taxonomy places the organism in Eukaryota, Fungi, Basidiomycota, Exobasidiomycetes, Entylomatales. Gene Ontology annotation, biological process: (1->6)-beta-D-glucan biosynthetic process; cell wall biogenesis. The record is from RefSeq and is a predicted model, not a curated record. The transcript has 3 exons. Bases 159 to 794 code for a protein of 211 amino acids.